Molecule: messenger RNA, 2752 nt
Organism: Linum trigynum
Lineage: Eukaryota; Viridiplantae; Streptophyta; Magnoliopsida; Malpighiales; Linaceae
Source: the annotation of a GenBank genome assembly
CACAUCAUUGGGUGUUAUCCAUAUUGAAUUCGACCGAGCAUGAGGAUGAGAAGGGCGAUGAUAACUAAUGUUAUGUUCAUGGUGGUCGUCGUAACCAUGAAUGCUGCUGUUGAAGCCAGUCGCAAAGAUGUCGAUAAUGUCUUUCCGCUGAAGAAAAUAGUGAUAGUUAGAAACAGACUCAAGGCUCAGGUGAAGGUGCACUGUAAGUCAAAAGAUGAUGAUCUCGGAGUUAGGGUGUUGGGAUAUAAUGAGAGUUUUCAUUUUAAAUUUUGGACGGCGUUAUUUUUCAGAACCCUAUUUUAUUGUUCCUUUGAAUGGCCCGGUAGCAAUGGGAUUCAUUGGUCUGAUAUUUAUGAUGACACGAGGAAUCAUAACGACCCUAAAACUCUUGAAUGGCUUGUUAAACCCUUUGGAGUGUGCAUGUAUGAUAUAUAUAGUUUGCGAUAUGACAUAUGUGCUUCUUGGAAAAAGUAGAAUCUAUGGUAUUUUUUUCCUAAUUAAACAGAUUAGGUGAAGGGGAAAAUAAGAAGAAAAAUAAAUAAAGUAAGGGAGAAACGCAUUGUUUCAAAUCUUUUUUCGUCUUGUACUUGUGAAUAAUCUGUUCUGUAUUUUAGUUUCAAGGGGGUAUUGUGAUAAGCAAUUCUGUGCUACAACAGAAAUUGACCUUUUCAAUAGAUAAAAAUGGCCAAUAAAUGUCAAAUUUCUGUGUCGAGCUAUUUAUUGAUCGAAAUUUUCUGUUGCAUCUUUGAUCAUAUUUUUCGUUUCGGAUUCUCACAAACUUAGAACGUAACCAAUGAUAUUGGUCACGAAAAUUACUACAACCCAUAUUUUACGGUUAUUAAAUGUUCUAAACCUGACUAUGAAUUUGAUUAUCCAAAAAAAUCAAACACGUGACGCAAACAGUUGAGGUAGAACUGAUAGUGAUAGAUAUAAAGAAGGUCAUCGUGACUAAUCCUGCAACUCUGAUUCCUUCAAUAAGAUAAGUGGUUAAUUGCAUGGUUGGUCACUGAGAUUACAAAAAACAUUCACGUUUGGUCACUGAAAAUAUUUAAAUCCAAUCUUGGUCACUCAAAUUAUUUAAAUGGUUCAAAUUUGGUCACUCUUCGUCCAUUUCCGUUAACUCUAGCUUACGUGGCAGUCAACUUUCAUAGUUGACCGUUAAAUAUGUGACGUGGCAAUUAACAAAUUAUUAAAAAUAAAAAAAUCUUUUACAUUUUCCACCUCAUUAUUACAUUAAUUAAAAAACAAAAAAAAUAUAUUUUUUGUCCGCCCAUAGAAAGAAGAAAGAAAAAAUUUGUUUCAUCCCUUACGCCAGUCGUUUCGCCCAUUUCAAAAUCCCAAUGUCGAUCAAGCACUCGCCGAUUCCGGCGACAUUCAUUCUCCUCCUACUCGUACUAGGCCCUGUCGCCGCCGCCUCCCCCUUCCGGCCACUAAUCCGAAUCCCUAGCGACUGCAGGGCGCAAUACCACAACCGCCGUCGCGGCGACCAGCUCUACUACAACAGCUGGAGGCUGUCAGUGGAAGCCAACAACUGCGUCGCGUGGACCGAACCGCCGAAUUUGUGCGCCGACUACGUCGUGAAGUACUUCGAGGGGGAGCAGUACAGCUCGGACCUGGAGGUGUACGCUUCCGAGGCGGCGGCGUACCCCCGCACCGUGCCGGCCACAGGCGAUGGGAAGGACGCUUGGGUCCAGGUGCGUAGCCAGGAUUUUGUCGAGGGUGGGUCCAUUUAUAAAAAAUACAUACGAUAAAAUAAUUUUGUUAGCUUUCUAAAUCGUUCAUGAUAUAAUUUUGUAUUUUCAAAAACUUGGUAAAUUAAAUUAUAUGUCAAAACUAUCAAGAAUAUCAGCAUAUACGUAUCAAACAAUUAUUUAUAAUUUAGUUAGACAUUUGCUUUUGAAUCGUGUUCUUCAUCAAGACCGUUUAGUAUCAUUAACUCGAGUUGUUAGUAAAGAUUUAAUAAUGAAUCUAAUACUAUUUAGUAUUUACUAACACUUUCAUGCUUACUACAACCAACUUAUGCAUGCUUAAAGUUUACGUAAAUCCGAAUGUCAUGUGUUUAACAAAUGGGGUUACAAAGAUUCAAACAAAUGAUAUCUCGCUCAACCAUUCUCAAUUAGAAGUGCCCUAAAUUUCAUUCUCAAUUAACUAUUAUACUAAUUUACUCAUUUUCGUCCUUAGGAAACACCUGUUACAAUCUCCCUACCCCUGAUUGUAAUAAAAUUAUUUUUACAAAUAAAUUAUGAUUUGGUGGAAAUUUGUUGUAAAUAUUGAAUACAUACAUCUUCAAUUUUGGUCGAAUCAUAUACAUCAUUAUCAUUUGUACAUAGCUCAUUAUAAAUACAUUGAAUAUGUCAACGCUCGUUAUAAAUCAUACAUCAAAUAUUUCAAAGGUCUACCAAUUUCAUUUAAAUACGUAUUAUUUUUCAUACCCGAUUAACUAUUGUACCUAAUUGACCAUUUUCUAACCCGAGCCAGGGACCCACCCUCUAACUCUCUCCCUCCACCCCUGCUUGGGUCAUUGACGUCGACGAGACCCUGCUCUCCAAUCAGCCUUACUACGACAUCCACGGUUAUUGUUGAGAGUCUCGUUGAGGUACAAAUAGCUUGCAAUCAGGAGAUCGUCGAGCGUGGCUUGCUCCAGCUGCGAGCCGAUCUUCUUCUCCAAAGCGGCAAUGGCGCCAAAAUCUGGUCAUCCAAUCAAAAAAUCCCAUUAGUAAUUAGUUAAUUACAAUAAAAAAACAUAUUGAUG